AUUAGUAUAAAAGCUCGUUGCAAUCAAUUCGGGGUAUCAAAUCUAGUUGAGAAUUCAAACUAACAACAUGAAAUUCGCCGUUGUCGUAGUCUUGUUGGCUGUUGCCCUUGGAAUCGAAGCUUCAGGGCUUGCAUGGGGUGCGCAUUAUGCUCCAGCCCUCUCAUACACUGCCGUUAGUGGACCAGCUGCCCAUGGUGCAUGGGGACAUGGAGCCUGGGCUGGUCCAGCUGCUUGGGGACAUGGUGCAUGGGCUGGUCCAGCUGCCUGGGGUGCUCAUGGUGCAUGGGCUGCUCCCGCUGCUGUAGAUGUUUCUCAUGGAGCCUAUGGUCAUGGAGCCUGGGGACAUGGAGCUUGGGGUCAUGGUGCCUGGUCUGCACCAGCUGUUGCCGUUCAUGCUCCAGCCGCUGUCCAUGCUCCUGCCGCUGUUGCUGUCCACGCCCCAACCGCCGUUGCUGCUCAUGCCGCUAUUGCCCCAGCUGCCCACGCUUGGGGUCAUGAAGGAAGCUAUGUAGCCCAAACUCGUGGUGCUACACAUGUUGCUCCAUUGGCUGGACAUGCUCACUCGGCUGCUGCUAUCAACGUUCACCCAGCCCCCGGAACUGUUUAAACAAAUUUUAUUUUAAUUUUUUACGGAAGUUAUUGGACAUUGAUACUCGUUUUGUGAACAUCGCUUUUACUGAUGCAUUGUAAAUAAAAUACUCAUUUUAUUUAUUGUA
Hermetia illucens (black soldier fly) is the source of this 716-nucleotide messenger RNA. Its product is annotated as adult cuticle protein 1-like. Lineage: Eukaryota; Metazoa; Arthropoda; Insecta; Diptera; Stratiomyidae. The record is from RefSeq and is a predicted model, not a curated record. The coding region runs from base 68 to 607 and encodes 179 amino acids. The transcript has 2 exons.